Molecule: messenger RNA, 2913 nt
Organism: Emiliania huxleyi CCMP1516
Lineage: Eukaryota; Haptophyta; Isochrysidales; Noelaerhabdaceae
Exons: 5
Coding region: 146-2623 (825 amino acids)
Molecular function (GO): phosphatase activity
Source: RefSeq, a predicted model, not a curated record
CAGCAGGGAACAAGACUUUCGCUGGAGAACGAGGCGUCCAUCGAAAAGGGUCGAGAGUCUCGCCGGGGUCGGCACCCACCACCGCUCGCCGCUCGCCCCGGCGCGUUGUCGUAGGCGCGCCCGCCCUGCGGCGGGCGAGCGGGCUAUGCAGGCCGCCGCGAGGUUCCGCGAGGCCAUCGCCAUCCUCGAGCACGCGCGUGACAGGGCUGCGAGCUCCGGGUGCGACCUCGACCUGGCGGAGCGGGCUGCGACGGCCGUGCGAGACACUGUUCUGCGAGAGUGCAUCGCAGCCGGCCUCUACGCCAAUCCCUCGCUCCUCGGCGACGGGAGCCCGAUCCGCGUCUCGAGCGGUGUCGACGCGGCGCUCAUGGACGAGGAGGACCCGCCCACCGCCCUCGUGGCUUCAGCGCCGGCCACCCCGCCAUUCAGUCCCUGCGCUGCUGAAUUCGCGCGAGAGGGCGGUGAGUUGGUGGAUCCAGUGCUGUCGGGAGUCAAGGCACUUCUCAUCGACCUGGACGGUACGAUGUACUCGCCGUCCGGCCCGAUCCCCGGCGCGGAUGAGUUUUACGGCUACUUGCUGCGCCAGCGCCUGCCAUACGUCUUCCUCUCCAAUACGGGCGCAAAGGGUGCGCACGGAGUGCAGGCCAAGCUGGCGAAGAACGGCUUCCUGCUGCAGGCGGCUCCGGUCCCGACCGACAACAUCUACACGGCUGCUCAGGCGCAGUGCGCGUACAUGGCGGACCACAUCCCGCACCACGCGCGCGUCUUUGUGAUCGCCGGCGGAGUCGAGGGCGAGGACGCGUGGUGGAUGGAGCUGCUCACCGCCGCGGCGGAGCGGGUGGCCACCUGGGAGCUGCGCACGCGGCUGACCGAGGAGGAGGCCAAGGAGUGGGCGGCGAUCGCUGGGGCGGCGAUCGCCGCGGCGCCGGGCGAGGGGCGGCCGAAGGUGUUCGUCGUGCUCUUCACCGACGGCUCCAUCUCCUCGUCCGUCGACCCGAAGACCAACGAGCGCGGGUACGCGGACUGGUCCUUCGACGUCAUCAAGAAGGCGUCCAUCCUCCUCUCGCACGGCGCCGAGUUCGCGAGAGGUAGCCGAGAGGUGGCCGAUCAGCCGAGUGCAGCCGCGGCCGUCUGCCGCCUCUUCACGCGGUCAGCGCCGCGAGCAGGUCCCGGGAUGUUUUCCGCGAUGUUCCGCAAGCUGAUGUACCCGCUCGGCAGCGAGCGGCACCGCGUCUGCGGAAAGGGCGGCGGCGCGGCCGAGGGCGGGAAGUACAUGGUCGGCCACGCGAUCGAGAUGCUCCGGAGGCAGGGCUUCGACGGCGAGCCGCACGAGCGACCUCCUCGCGAGCUGCACGAGGUCCUCAUCGUCGGCGACCGCUUCGACACCGACAUCCGGGCGGGCGUGGCCGCCGGCCUGCGCACCUGCCUCGUCGAGUCGGGCUGCCACCGGAUGGAGCUCCAGCCCUACUACCCGGCCGACAGGGCCACUUACGUCGCCGCCUCGGUCGCGGAGCUGCUGCCGCAGCAGUGGCUGCCCCGCUCCUUCGUGUUCCGCACCGCCCUGGCGCCCGCGAGGACUCCGCCGCGGCGCUGCUCCGACUCGCUCCGCUCGUGGGCCCUGUCUCGCGGCAACAUCGUCUACGCCUCGUCGGCGCACGCGCCCUCCACGUCGCUCAUCGAGCGGCUGAGGCACUACUUCGACGCGAUGGACCCGGGCUGCACCGGCACCAUGCCGGCGGCCGACUCGUACCUCGCCCUCCGCCUGCUCGGCAUCGCACCGCAGCAGCGGCCGGUCCCUCGCCCCGCCUCCCUCGCCGCCGGCCUCGUCUUCCCGUCGCGCGGGCGGAGCAGCCCCGCGGUGCCCGCCGCCGAGCCGCGCCCAACUGGCGAGAGCGAGGGCGAGGAGCGGCGCGGCGGCGGCGAGCAGCCCAGCCUCGGCCGCAUCACGUUUCGCCAGUUCUGCUCCGAGGUGCAGCGCGGCUUCGAGCUGGCCGUCUCUGGCGCCCCCGUCUCCCCCGGGGGCGUGCGCCCAACCGCGUGCGAGCUGCGCGCCGCCGCCGCGCAAAUCAUGUACUCGAAAGACGCGGUGCCACCCUCGCGGAGAGGCGGCGGCGAGGGGUCGCCGCCGCGGCGGCAACAGCAGUCGCACCGGCCCCGCGCGCUCUCGCAGAUCGAGCCGGCGCUGCGAGUCGAGCCAGAGGACACCGAGGCCCUCCUCGGCUCCUCGCCGCCGCGCGUCUCCUCCCCCGGCGUGGGCGCCGCUGCCGCCGGCGAGGUGGCACCCGUGCGCUGCCACCGCGUCCGCUCGGGACUCACCUCGAGCCUCCCGAGCCUGCCCGCCGCCGCGGCGCCCCUCUUCUCCGACGCGGCUGCAAGCUCGUUGAGCGGCUUUCCGCCCGCAGCGCAAGCGGUGGUUGGGCAGCGUCUGCUUGGCCGCGGCGGAGGGCAGCGCGUCUCGAGCCUCGGCGGUGUCCCGAUCUCGACCGGAGACCUCACCGAGCUGGGACGAGAGAGCGCGCGCCUCGAGGAGCUGCACGGCGGCAGGCUCGGCACGCCAGGCGGCAUGCGCCGUGCGGCAAGCUCGCUGCCAGACCACCUCUACCGCCUCCAGCCCGACUCGUAGCGCGACGGGUGAUGGGAGCGCGGAACGUCAAUGUGAACGUAUCAAUGGAGUGAGUCGUGUAUGUGUGUGUGCCGUGACGCGUGAGAGCCAGCACGAGGGCCCGGGGCCGCUGGCCAGCGCAGCGCCAGGUCGGCCGGGGCCCCGACGGCCGGGUCCCCGAGUGGAGCUCUCGUCUCGCUUGCCCCCGCACCUCUUCUUGCUUCUAUCGUCUCGAGAGAGGCAGAGGAAUCUUGAGGAAAUUGUGUCUAUUUAAGUCAGGGAUUUAAGUCUUGUGUGGUGUUAUCAAAUCA